AUGACCUUCUACAGACACUCAGGUCCCAGACACUACAUGAGCUCCACCAUGACGGACCGCUUUGACUGCUACUAUUGCCGUGACAACCUGCACGGCAAGAAGUAUGUGAAGAAGGACGAAAAGCAUGUGUGCACCAAGUGUUUUGACAAACUGUGUGCCAACACCUGCGCUGAGUGCAAGCGCCCCAUCGGAGCUGAUGCCAAGGAGCUGCACCAUAAGAACCGCCACUGGCACGAGGACUGCUUCCGCUGUGCCAAGUGCUACAAACCGCUGGCCAGCGAGCCCUUCAUUGCCCGCGACGAUGGCAAGAUCAUGUGUGGCAAGUGCAGCUCACGCGAGGACGGCAACCGUUGCCAGGGCUGUUACAAGGUGGUCAUGCCAGGAUCCCAGAAUGUGGAGUACAAGAACAAGGUGUGGCAUGAGGAGUGCUUCACCUGUUUCGAAUGUAAGCAGCCAAUCCGCACGCAGAGUUUUCUGGCGAAAGGCGAUGAUAUCUACUGUGGUCCUUGCCACGACAAGAAGUUUGCCAAGAAGUGCUUCAAAUGCAAGCAGCCGAUCCAAUCUGGGGGCAUCAGUUACCAGGACCAGCCCUGGCACUCGGACUGCUUUAAGUGCAGCACCUGCAGUAAACCUCUGGCCGGUACUCGCUUCACCUCUCAUGAGAACCACGCCUACUGCGUUGACUGCUACAAGACCGAUGUGGCCAAAAAAUGCCACGGCUGCAAGAACCCAAUAACAGGUUUUGGCCACGGCACAAACAUCGUCAACUACGAGGGCUUCUCCUGGCACGAGUACUGCUUCAACUGCAAGAAGUGCUGCCUGUCUCUGGCCAACAAGCGUUUCGUCAUCAGCGGAGAGCACAUCUACUGCCCCGACUGCGCCAAGAAGCUGUAA
Messenger RNA from Knipowitschia caucasica, 894 nucleotides. The record is from the annotation of a GenBank genome assembly. Lineage: Eukaryota; Metazoa; Chordata; Actinopteri; Gobiiformes; Gobiidae.